AUGAAAAAGAUUUGUCUAGUAUUAGCCCUCGCCCUCGCAUUCGCAGCUGUCCAACCAGCAGAAGUUGAAGAAGGAGUUAUUGUCUUGACUGACAGCAACUUCGACGAAGAACUUGCCAAGUACGAUUUCCUCCUCGUCGAAUUCUACGCCCCAUGGUGUGGACAUUGCAAGCAACUCGCCCCCGAGUAUGCCAAGGCCGCACAAAGACUAGCCCAAAACAAUCCACCAUACCACCUAGCCAAGGUAGACGCCACUGAACAGAAAAAACUAGCUGAAAGAUUCGGAAUCAAAGGUUUCCCAACUCUAUUCUUCUUCAAUAAGGGAGUCCAAAGCGAAUUCACAGGUGGCAGAUCAGAAAAUGAUAUUGUUAACUGGAUCCUCAAGAGAGUUGGCCCCCCAUCCACUGAAGUCACUUGUGACGAACUCAAGGAGAGGGUUGCCAGCACCAAGCUCGGACUUGCCUACUUCGGUGAACUCAGCGGCAGAUCAUACUCUGAGGUCUUCCUCGGUGUUGCCCAAAACCCAGCAGUAAGCGAGAAAUUCACCUUCUUCCAUACCUCAGACAAGGAUUGUGCUGCUACCCACGGUGCCAGCUCAACCCCAGCUCUAGUUCUCCUCAGACAAUUCGACACCCCAACUGUCGCAUACUCAGGUAACUGGGAAACUACUCCAGUUGUUGACUUCAUGCUUACCAACUCAGUCCCUACCCUCAUCGAAUUCUCAGAGGAUUACAUCGAACCAAUCUUUGGACAAAGAAGAGCUGCCCUCUUCCUCUUCAGAUCCAACUCAGACUCUGAAUCAGCUUUCGCUCAAGCCUUCAAGGAGGCCUCAGAGAAACUCAAGGGACAGAUUCUCUUCGUUGUUUCAGGUGUUACUGAUGGUAUUCAACAAAGACUUGGUGAAUUUAUCGGUGUUGAUGAGAAAUCACUCCCAACUCUUAGACUCCUCGACCCAGCAGACAACAUGAAGAAAUUCACCUAUUCUGAAUCAAUCGAUGGUUUAACUGUUGAAGGUAUCCAAAAGUUCGUAGAUGAGUUCAAGAACAAGAAUCUCCAACCAUUCCUUAAGAGUGAGGAGGUCCCACCCGAAACUGGUGAUGCCCUCAAGAUCAUCGUCGGAAAGAACUACAACAAGGUUGUUAUCGACAACGACAAUGACGUCCUCGUCAAGUUCUACGCCCCAUGGUGCGGUCACUGCAAGAAACUCGCCCCAAUCUGGGAAGAGCUCGCCAAUGAGUUCAAGGACGUACCCCACCUCACCAUAGGUAAGUUCGACUCAACUGCCAACGAAGUUGACGGUCUCGAAAUUAGAGGUUACCCAACCCUCAAGUUCUAUCCCAAGGGAAACAAGAGCUCACCAGUCGACUACGACGGUGGCAGAGAGCUCGAAGACUUCAAGAAAUGGCUCAGAGAACACUCAUCAGCUGUUAAGUCACACGUUGAAGGCAAGACUGAACUUUGA
Stylonychia lemnae is the source of this 1461-nucleotide messenger RNA. The record is from the annotation of a GenBank genome assembly. Lineage: Eukaryota; Ciliophora; Spirotrichea; Sporadotrichida; Oxytrichidae.